Messenger RNA from Rhizopus microsporus ATCC 52813, 3496 nucleotides. RefSeq names its product RdRP-domain-containing protein. Gene Ontology annotation, cellular component: nuclear RNA-directed RNA polymerase complex. Bases 1 to 3453 code for a protein of 1150 amino acids. Gene Ontology annotation, molecular function: RNA-directed RNA polymerase activity; RNA binding. The transcript has 6 exons. Gene Ontology annotation, biological process: siRNA processing. Lineage: Eukaryota; Fungi; Mucoromycota; Mucoromycetes; Mucorales; Rhizopodaceae. The record is from RefSeq and is a predicted model, not a curated record.
AUGAAUGAUCUGCCGUUUGCUUACUUAAGUGCUUCUGAUGUAUGUGUUAUUGUUCAUAACCUGCAUCCAAGCAUAAAAAGAGAGGACCUUUGGAAUUUAUUUGAAGAAUAUGGCGUAGUGAAGCAAAUACAUAUACAUAGAAAUAAUACGGUAAUCAAAACCGCUGUCAUCUUCUCGUCAGCAGUUAGACUAAACGAGUUGACAUCCAAGCCUUUGUUUGUCAGAAACCAUCAACUGAACAUAAGGCAAUACCCGCUACAUGAUUAUAUCUCAUGGAGAUGUGAACCAUUUACAGGAGAGAGGUUAUCUUUAGGUGGAUUAUCAACGUCUUCUAUCUUUCAAGAAGAAUGGUCCACGCUCUCAAAAAUUCAGUUUCACGUUAACGUGCUUGAGCAGUACGUUGAGAUCUUUUUUUAUUACCUUCACCGUCAAUAUCGUCUUCGCAUUCGAUAUCAAGAAGCACUGAAGGAUGUUGUCAUUAAACGAUCCAAUGGUUCAACAACAGUUAUUAUUGCUGCCAAAUAUCCAGCCUACUUUUGGAGACUAAAAAAUGCUCAAGAAGAAAAGAACUUCUUUGAUUUUAGCUGCUGGGAAAGAGUAACAGAGAUACCGCUUAACACAGAAAAGCCUCCAAAAAAUAAAAAUCCUAUAAAAGCAUAUACAAACUCUUCAACCUCAGUUCGCUUAAAUAGCUGGUCUGUAUAUCUGAUUGAGCUUACUCUUGAUGAUGAUGCACACAAGGCACUCAGUUUGAGACUAGAAUCAGCAACGGCACAAAAGGUAUUGCAUACAACAACGAUUCAAGUGAUGAAAGCGCGCAAGCCAAAGAUUGACUAUGAAGAACGUAUGUCAAACCUACCAUUCGAGGUUCAGUACAUGUUACAACAUACACUUUGCUUGAAAAUAUUGCGAGAGUACAAUAUUGAAGAAGAUUUUUUUGAAGUAAUCGAAAACUUGGAACCACGUGUUGCUUGUAGACUACUCGCUUUAAUCUCUGCUGGACAACAACGUCAUUAUAACCCAGGCGCUAUCAUUUAUAACAUAUUCAAGAAGAACCCGCAUAUCACCAACCUACCAGAGGUAAUACCCGAGGACCACACUUACCUUAGAAAAGUGAUUAUUACUCCCACGUCCAUCUAUCCACUUCAACCUGUCCUUCAAAAGAUGAAUCAUCUGCAGUAUGAGUUUAAACAAUAUGCCGACCGGUUCUUGCUCGUUGAGUUUACAGAUGAGGAACUCAAUUCGAUCGUACCUUCACCCUAUCCAAUGCAAAACGAUCUCAUCCACAAUCGCAUUUUUAAGGUGCUCAAAUCGGGCCUUUUACUCGCUGGCCGACGAUAUGAAUUCUUGUGUACCUCUACUGACGACUUGCGUAAUCACAGCUGUUGGUUUUUUGCUCCUACAGACGAUUUAAACAGAGAUAAAAUCAUCUAUUGGAUGGGUGACUUUGACGAGAUCAAGUCAGUACCCAGAUACAUCGCGAGCGUCGGCCAGGUUAUGGCACAAAGAUUGACCAGUCUCGAAAUCAAAUUAGAGGAGAUAGAAGAAAUCGAUAAUUAUGAACAGAAUGGAUUUAUUUUUGCUAAGGAGUGUGGAAAAGUGUCUUCUGCAGUGGCACGCGAUAUUAAGGAAGUAUUAGAACUAAAGUAUACACCAAGCGUUAUUAAGUUCAAUCUCGCCGGUGGUAAAGGUAUUCUCAUGCUAUCCAGCUUUUUACCAAAACGCAAGGUUCAACUUCGAUCAGGCCAAAUUCAUUUCAACACAAAUCGACUUACGCUGGAAGUCAUCAAGAUAUCCAAAAGGAAGCGAGCAUACCUUAAUAAGCAGUCUAUUUUACUUUUGUCAAGCAUGGGCAUUCAUCCUGGUGUGUUUCAAAACUUGAUAGACAAUAUGAUCGAUUGCUACCUGAUGGGUGCGGCCAACAAGGGUAAUCUAUUGAAUGACUUGAUGGAUGAAUAUUAUUCCAGAUACUUCACAAGUUCUUUCAAGCGUCUUGUCUUUUCUGGAUUUCUAAAACGUCAGGAUCCAUUUAUCAUGAAUUUGAUUAUAUCAUUUCAGAACAAAAUCUUGAAACAACUGAAGGAUGAAUACAAGCUCUAUAUCAGGAAUGGUGCUAGAGCAUUUGCUAUUAUGGAUGAAACAGGUAGCUUGGAACGGGGUGAAGUCUUCUUUCAAACUUCCACGUCGGCUGGUAUCAAUACUGUUUGUGAAGUAAUCGAGGGUCCCUGUGUGAUCUUUAGAGAUUCUUCUCUAAGUCCGGGUAAUGUCAUGCUCGCCACCGCAGUCAAUAAGCCAAAACUAAAAAACCACACAAACGUGCUCAUUUACUCGGCUAAUGAACUGACGGAUCUACCAGGCAAAUGCUCCAACGACGAUGUCGAUGAAGAUAACUUUACGAUCAUAUGGGAUCAAAGACUGGUGCCCUUGAAAGCAGGCCAUAGCCCAAUUUACUCUACUGAUGAUAACCCACCAGAACUCGGUCGUGAUAUUUUGGUCAGUGAUGCUAUCAAAUUCGUUGUAAAUUAUAUAUCUACGGAUCGAAGAGAACUGUUAAAAGAUGCAUACACAGCCUUUGCCGAUCGAUGCAGAGCAAAUACUUAUGAUGGGCUUACGUUACAUUUAGGACAGCAAUUAGCAAUGGCAAUAGAUUUUGUAAAAACCGGAAUACGGCCAUCGCUAAAUGAAGAGAUAUAUGAAUACCCAAUUCCUGAUUUCAUGAAGGAGGACCCAUUCAAGACAUACCCAUCCAUCAAACCUCUUGGCUUUAUUCACAGAACACUACAAUCAGUUGAUAGUCGUCCAUAUUUGUUAAAUAGAUGCGACUAUGAUCCUAGAUUAUAUCUUGAUGGUAUGCAUCAAUAUAUUCUGGAAGCAAGAACGACAAGAGUAAAAUAUGAUAGUGAUCUACGUUUGCUGAUGGGACAAUACGGAAUCCGAUCUGAAAUUGAGUUUGUAUCUGGAUAUAUUGAUCAUUGGCCAAAGUAUAUGUCACAUAAUGACAGAAAGAACAUCACUCGCAAGGUCAAGGAAGCAUAUACACGAUUGAAAAAAGCAUGGAGACACAGCUUUGAGCUAGAGUUUUAUCAACAUGAUGGUCUAUCCAAGGAUAAACUAGACGAAAAAAUGGAAUUGAAAGCAGCUGCUUGGUAUUAUGUAGCUUAUCAUCCAGCAGAGAAUGCAAGUUCUUCCAAGGAGAUAGGUUUAUAUAACAGAUUCUUCAGCUUUCCUUGGGUUGUUGAAGAUUACAUUAUCAGUAUUGCUGUUAAAAAUUCAGAUAGACCUGUUCUCUCUGCUUACUGUGAACCAAUUGAUGAAUCACUUAUCAUAUCCGAGUCUAACAGUAAAGCAGCUUUUAUACUUGAAGAGACAGACUCAGAAGAUGAGUCUGAUGUUGAUGAGGAGGAUAAGGAUUUGUCAGACUUGCAAAAUCAAACAGAAUCCAUUCAUUUAUAAAUAAAUAUUUUUACUUGCUUUUAAUUUGUGCCCAAUAAAAUGC